Molecule: messenger RNA, 3118 nt
Organism: Grammomys surdaster
Lineage: Eukaryota; Metazoa; Chordata; Mammalia; Rodentia; Muridae
Gene: Lingo1
Product: leucine rich repeat and Ig domain containing 1
Exons: 2
Coding region: 228-2090 (620 amino acids)
Cellular component (GO): extracellular matrix
Molecular function (GO): protein binding
Source: RefSeq, a predicted model, not a curated record
CGGCCUCCGCCUCCGCCCCCGACUCCCGAGCUCCUGCCCUAGGGCCGGCUGGGCUCCAGCCCGCGUGGGACAGACAGACGGACAGCCAGCCCUGCGAGGGCGCGCGGACCGGGCGGAGGUGUUGUAGGAGGAGACGGAGGAGGGGGGCUGGGCUGGGGCUGGGGCCGCGCCGGCAAGAGAGACAUGCGAUUGGUGACCAAGCCGAGCGGACGGACAGCGCGCCCGAGAUGCAGGUGAGCGAGAGGAUGCUGGCAGGGGGUAUGAGAAGCAUGCCCAGCCCCCUCCUUGCCUGCUGGCAGCCCAUCCUCCUGCUGAUACUGGGCUCUGUGCUGUCAGGCUCUGCCACAGGCUGCCCGCCCCGCUGCGAGUGCUCAGCGCAGGACCGAGCAGUGCUCUGCCACCGCAAGCGCUUUGUGGCGGUGCCCGAGGGCAUCCCCACCGAGACUCGCCUACUGGACCUGGGCAAAAACCGCAUCAAGACGCUCAACCAGGACGAGUUUGCCAGCUUCCCACACCUGGAGGAGCUAGAACUCAACGAGAACAUCGUGAGCGCCGUGGAGCCGGGCGCCUUCAACAACCUCUUCAACCUGAGGACGCUGGGGCUGCGCAGCAACCGCCUGAAGCUCAUCCCGCUGGGCGUCUUCACCGGCCUCAGCAACUUGACCAAGCUGGACAUCAGUGAGAACAAGAUCGUCAUCCUGCUAGACUACAUGUUCCAAGACCUAUACAACCUCAAGUCGCUGGAGGUCGGCGACAACGACCUCGUCUACAUCUCCCAUAGAGCCUUCAGUGGCCUCAACAGCCUGGAACAGCUGACGCUGGAGAAAUGCAAUCUGACCUCCAUCCCCACCGAGGCGCUCUCCCACCUGCAUGGCCUCAUCGUCCUGCGGCUACGACAUCUCAACAUCAAUGCCAUCAGGGACUACUCCUUCAAGAGGCUGUACCGACUCAAGGUCUUAGAGAUCUCCCAUUGGCCCUACCUGGACACCAUGACCCCCAACUGCCUCUACGGCCUCAACCUGACAUCUCUGUCCAUCACACAUUGCAACCUGACAGCCGUGCCCUAUCUGGCAGUGCGCCACCUGGUCUAUCUCCGUUUCCUCAACCUUUCCUACAACCCCAUCGGUACAAUCGAGGGCUCCAUGCUUCAUGAGCUGCUGCGGUUGCAAGAGAUCCAGCUGGUGGGCGGGCAGCUAACCAUGGUCGAGCCCUAUGCCUUUCGUGGGCUCAACUACCUGCGUGUGCUCAAUGUCUCUGGCAACCAGCUGACUACCCUGGAGGAGUCAGCCUUCCACUCGGUGGGCAACCUGGAGACGCUCAUCCUGGACUCCAAUCCACUGGCCUGUGACUGCCGGCUGCUGUGGGUGUUCCGGCGCCGCUGGCGGCUCAACUUCAACCGGCAGCAGCCCACCUGCGCCACACCAGAGUUCGUCCAGGGCAAGGAGUUCAAGGACUUUCCAGAUGUGCUCCUACCCAACUACUUCACGUGCCGUCGGGCCCACAUCCGGGACCGCAAGGCACAGCAGGUGUUUGUAGACGAGGGCCACACGGUGCAGUUUGUAUGCCGGGCGGAUGGCGACCCUCCACCAGCUAUCCUUUGGCUCUCACCCCGGAAGCACUUGGUCUCGGCCAAGAGCAAUGGGCGGCUCACAGUCUUCCCUGAUGGCACGCUGGAGGUGCGCUACGCCCAGGUACAGGACAACGGCACGUACCUGUGCAUCGCAGCCAAUGCUGGCGGCAACGACUCCAUGCCCGCCCACUUGCAUGUGCGCAGCUACUCGCCAGACUGGCCCCAUCAACCCAACAAGACCUUCGCCUUCAUCUCCAACCAGCCGGGCGAGGGAGAGGCCAACAGCACUCGCGCCACUGUGCCUUUCCCCUUCGACAUCAAGACGCUCAUCAUCGCCACCACCAUGGGCUUCAUCUCCUUCCUGGGCGUUGUCCUGUUCUGCCUGGUGCUGCUGUUUCUAUGGAGCCGGGGCAAAGGCAACACGAAGCACAAUAUCGAAAUUGAGUACGUGCCCCGGAAAUCGGACGCAGGCAUCAGCUCAGCUGAUGCACCCCGCAAGUUCAACAUGAAGAUGAUAUGAGGACGGGGCAGGGUGGGGGCGCAGGGACCCCCCACCUCCGGGGGAACACUGGGCAGGGAAUGUGCCUGGCUGCUGCCCACUCACUCCCAGGCCUUCCCACCUCUUCCCUGCCCUCCUCACACACUCUCCCCAUCCCCCCACGGCCCCUCCUGCCUCGCCAGCCUCGCCCUCACCGCCUGCCCUCCUUCUACCAGGAUUUCAGAAGGCCAGGCCUGAGGACCCCACCUGCACAGGGGCCAGAGCUGACAGACGAAUCCAAAGCCGAUGAACCGACACGCGGCAGAGUCAAUAAUUCAAUUAAAAAAAAAAAGUUACAAACUUCCUCUGUAACUUGGGUUUCAAUAAUUAAUGGAUUUUUAUGAAAACUUGAAAUAAUAAAAAGAAAAAAACUAUUUCCUAUAGCUAGUCGGAAUGCAAACUUUUGACGUCCUGAUGGCUCCAGGGCCUUCUUCCAACUCAGUUUCUUGUUUUUCUCUUCCUCCUCCUCCUCUUCCUCCUUUCUCUUCUCUUCCCCUGUGGGGAGGGAUCACUCAGGAAAACAGGGAAGGAGAUUCCAGCCCCACCCUCUGGCCCACUCUGCUAGGCGCCAUUUGGAGCCAUGGGUGGCAGCUCAGCUCCAGUGCCCAGCUCUAGCUGGCUUUUUGCAGGAUGUAGGGGAGGGGAUAGGACUGCCCAGGGGGGUGAGCCUUGUCUGCUGGCUGCCAGGCAGCACUACCAAGGGGAGGUGGGGGCCAGGCUCGGGUGUGGCUGAAACUGGGAUGGGCUGGGGUCCUCCUGGGGAACAGCACAGUCAGUGGAAAGAGUCAGGAGCCAGAGGUUGGCUGAUUCCUCUCCUCUGGUCCCAGCUCUGCUGCUCACUGUUGUGUGGCCUCAAGCGGGUCGCUGGCCCUCUUGGGUCUCAGUCUCCACAUCUGUACAAAUGGGAACAUUAUCCCUGCCCUGCCUACCUCACAGGGCUGUUGUGAGGAACUGAUGAGAUGAUGUAUGUGAAACACUUUGUAAUCUGUAAAGCGCUGUGCACAUGUGUG